Messenger RNA from Mesorhabditis belari, 459 nucleotides. NCBI's taxonomy places the organism in Eukaryota, Metazoa, Nematoda, Chromadorea, Rhabditida, Rhabditidae. The record is from the annotation of a GenBank genome assembly.
AUGGCCAAAUUGAUUCUCGUUUCACUUUUAAUAACUUUUACUGUAGCCGAGAUCCGGACAAGUAUCUCGGAGGUGGAGAAAACGUUGCGACCCCAACUUGACGCAUACAAAGAGGCGGUUUACUCAAAAAAUUUCAAAAAAGUCGUCGACUUCUACCACUCAAGCGCUGUGUUGGUGGAAACGGGGAAAGCCGUGUACCAUACACCAGAAAAAAUCGUUGACGCAAUCCAGAAAUACUACACGGAGACGGGAGUGAACGUGAAAGCGCAAAGUUUGAUCGAUUCGGAGGAGUUCUCGGGUGGCGGGAAAAUUCUCUCGUACAGCAACAAAUGGACGAUGCAUAAUUCGAAUGAAAUCCUCAAAGGACCCUACUUUCAGAUCUGGGUUUUAAACGACGAAAAUCAAUGGAAGAUUUAUCAUGAUGAAUUCUCGAUUGCUGAAAGAAUUUCAAAAACGAAA